Messenger RNA from Diabrotica virgifera virgifera (western corn rootworm), 1123 nucleotides. It is a transcript of the gene mRpL28, whose product is annotated as 39S ribosomal protein L28, mitochondrial. The transcript has 6 exons. Bases 173 to 1060 code for a protein of 295 amino acids. Gene Ontology annotation, cellular component: mitochondrial large ribosomal subunit. The record is from RefSeq and is a predicted model, not a curated record. Gene Ontology annotation, molecular function: structural constituent of ribosome. NCBI's taxonomy places the organism in Eukaryota, Metazoa, Arthropoda, Insecta, Coleoptera, Chrysomelidae.
ACAACUUGUGGCGUCGUGGCGUGGUUUGUUUUGUUUAUGGUUUGUCCCUUUUGUACUUUUGUCCUUGCUUUUGUCCCACCCUUUGUCCAGAGUCCAUUUUCAGAGUAGCCAACAUUGAUAUGACGUCACGACUAUUAUAUAACGGUCCAUUGACCAUUAUAGAUGCAAUGGAAUGAAGGCCAAUAUCAGAAGUCAGAAGAGAAGAAGAACUAAAAAAUUUAAGGCUGUCAAAACUCUUGGUUUAUUUCAAAAACCUACUCUGUUGGAUAAAGGUGUAGCUGCUUUACUUCCAGAAGCGUACAAAAAAUUUUACAAGGAAUGGAGAUUUGCUCAACCUACUGCUGUUCAUUAUGUACCAGAAUCUGGAAAUUGGAAAAGAAAUGAUGUAACAGGUGAAGUAUUUCCUGUUCAAAAUAUUCCAAUUCCUGUACAUUUUCCAAAAGAAUCAAGUUCACAUAUAUGGGGUGGAGAGGGUGUAGUGCAAGGCUUUGAAAAGCGAAAUAAAUUUAAGAGAAGAGUUCCUCAUUUUUGGGUUCCACAUUUAAAGAGAUCAGUAGUUUAUUCGGAAGUUUUAAAUAAACACAUCUCAGUUAUAAUCACAGAUAGAGCAAUUUCUUUGAUCAAUGCACACUAUGGAUUUGAUCACUACUUAUUGAAGUCACCAGCUUGCGAUCUUCAAUCAUUAUUAGCACUGAGUAUAAAAAGAAAAAUUCUUCAAGAACUUGAAAAUGGUUGCCCUACUUAUGCAAAUAGACCUGAAAAGCAGAAGGAGAUAUUGGAGCAAUACGAAAAAUAUUUAAGCGCGUAUACAUCUGAAGAAAUUGAGUGGUAUGGUUAUUCAUUGACAGAAGCCUGUAAGCGACUUCAACGACAAAUGGAAGCAGAAGAAAAAGCCAAAGUAGUUCCUUUAAAACACGUAUUUAGGGCUGAACUGAUAGAAAAAUUGAAAGCUGCUUCUUUAAGUGAAUCAAAUGAUCAAUUAAAACAAUUAGAGGAAAGCGGAUCAGCAACAUCAUGGCUCCAGAAAAUGAAUCCGUUUGGAAAGAAACACGAAACAUGAAAAUCAUCAAUUGGGUUUAGUUAUGUAUAGUCAAAUUUAAUAAAAUACAUUAAAUAUACAGAA